Plasmodium coatneyi is the source of this 3372-nucleotide messenger RNA. Its product is annotated as Ubiquitin-activating enzyme e1. Gene Ontology annotation, cellular component: SUMO activating enzyme complex; cytoplasm. The transcript has 3 exons. Lineage: Eukaryota; Apicomplexa; Aconoidasida; Haemosporida; Plasmodiidae. Gene Ontology annotation, biological process: protein sumoylation. Bases 1 to 3372 code for a protein of 1123 amino acids. Gene Ontology annotation, molecular function: SUMO activating enzyme activity. The record is from RefSeq and is a predicted model, not a curated record.
AUGCAACAGAAAAAUCCUCCCCUGAAAAAACAGCGAACGUACGAAUCCGUGAACAUCGAGGAGAUGGAAGGAAAGAGGGAAGCCCCGGAAGGCUGCAACCUGGUGGCCAAGAAGGAAAACGAACAGAUAGAUGCAGAUUUGUAUUCCAGACAGUUGGGAACAUACGGUUUUGAAUUAAUGAACAAACUGAUUAAGCUUAACAUCCUCAUCGUGAAUGUAAAAAGUGUUGGCUUGGAAUGUGCAAAGAAUUUAAUUCUGUCCGGACCCAAGUCUGUGUGUAUAUACGACAAUGACCUCUGCCAAAUGUCCGACGUCGGGGCGAAUUUCUUCAUCGGUGAGGAAGACGUAUCGAACAAACUAACCCGAAGUGAUGCAGUGAUAAAGCAACUGAAGGAACUGAAUAGCUAUGUGCAUAUAUACAACCAUAAAGGAGAGUUGGAUGAGAAAUUUCUCCAAUCCUUCGAUGUGGUUGUAUGUUGUGAUUUAAGUCAUACCCAUUUGGUGAAGUACAGCAAAAUGGUCAGAAACAUUUCGCUUACUAAGAAGAUCGCUUUUCUGUGUUGUAAUAUUUAUGGCUUGUGUGGGUAUCUCUUUGUAGACUUUGGAAAAGGCUUUGUCUGUUACGAUAAGGAUGGGGAGAAUACUAAGUCUUGCAACAUUAGUAAAAUAAGCAAGGCUACUAAAGGAGUGGUCUCCUUCGACUUUGAUAAGGGGGCCCCCUUCGAAAAAGGAGACUACAUUAAAUUCACCAACGUAGAAGGAAUGACCCAAAUAAACAACAAAAUAUACAAGAUAGAAGAUAUGCAAAAAUAUACGUUUACCAUUGGGGACACGUCUCAUUUUGAGGAAUACUUGAAGGGGGGGGAGUGCACGCAGGUGAAGAGUCACCUCAGGAUGGACUUCCAGCCGUACGAUUUUGUGUGCACAAAUCCCUUAGCUUGGGAUGGGGCGGCAACAGAACAAUUGGCAACCGACUGUAUUCCAACCGUAUUCGACGAGACGAUCUACGAAGAUGUGCCCCCCCCGCAGUCCUUCCUCAUUUCCGACUACGCCAAGUGUGAUAUGAGCAACCAGCUGCAUUACGCCAUUCAGGGAUUGAAAAAUUACGAAGCGGAAAAUAACAAUGUGUUGCCACAGAAUUGGGAAGAGGAGGCCUUCGAGAAGGUGUUUCAAAUUGCGGUUCAGCUGAACGAGGCAGACAAGCAAGCGAAGAAGACGUAUGCUGUAGAGGAGGUGAAAAAGGAUGUAGUGUUGAAAGUGGCAAAAUAUUGUACAGCUCACCUUGCACCAGUAGCUUCCUUCUUUGGGGGGUUACUAGCACAGGAGGUAAUAAAAUAUACAGGCAAAUAUAUGCCCAUAUAUCAACUGCUUUAUGUGGACUUUUUCGAGUGCAUCACACUUGGCGGGGAAAAGGACACCGGUAUUAAAAACGAUGACAUCGCUAAGGAGAAUAGCAAAAACGAUAACGUCAUUACCGUGUUUGGGAAAGCCUUCCAGAAGAGACUGAACGAAUUGAAUGUAUUCCUUGUCGGAUCUGGAGCGUUAGGAUGUGAAUACGCCAAGCUGUUUUCGCUACUAGAUAUGUGCUCAGCCAAACAUAAGGGAAAACUAACCAUAACGGAUAACGAUAACAUAGAAGUGUCCAACUUGAAUAGACAGUUCCUUUUUAGAAGAGAAAAUGUGGGAAAAUCAAAAUCGCUAGUUGCAUCUGGAAUAAUAAAGGAGAAGAACCCAAACAUGGAUGUACAAUCGCUGGAGACGAAGGUUGGACCAGAGAACGAACACAUUUUUAACGAGACCUUUUGGACGAAACAACACAUGAUCGUAAAUGCUCUGGAUAACAUUCAAGCGAGACAAUACGUAGACAACAAAUGUGUUUGGUAUUCUAAACCUUUGUUCGAAUCGGGUACCUUAGGAACAAAGGGAAAUGUGCAAAUUAUUUUACCGUUCCUGACUCAGUCGUAUAACGAUAGUUAUGACCCACCUGAGGAUUCGAUCCCUCUGUGUACUCUCAAACAUUUUCCCUACGAUAUAGUGCAUACGAUUGAAUAUGCAAGGGAUAUUUUCCAGGGGCUCUUUUAUAAUACGCCUCUAAGUUUGCAGGAAUUUUUAAAGGACAAAAAGGAAUACAUAAAAAAAGUGGAAGAAGAAGGGAACAAUGCAUCGUUACUAGAGACGUUGCAAAAUGUGUUGACCACCCUGAGGGAAGUAUCCAAAGAGUGCAAUUUUAAAUUUUGCGUAAAAAAAGCAGUCGAUCUAUUCCACACCAAUUUUGUUAACCAAAUUGAGCAGCUGUUGUAUUCCUUCCCAUUGGACUACAAAUUGGCUAGUGGGGAAUUCUUUUGGGUUGGUCAGAAAAAACCUCCACAAGUAAUAUCCUUUGACCUAAGCAACGACUUUGUGAAGGAGUUUCUCUUCUCCACGUCGAACCUCUUCGCACAGGUUUAUAACAUCCCACAAUGUUAUGACUUGAAGUACAUUUUAGAUGUAGCUAGCCAAAUUGAAGUGAAACCAUUUCAGCCAAAAAGAGUAAAAGUAAAAAUGGAUGAAAAGAACCUGAACAAUAUUUCCAUCUCGUUUAUGGAUGACGAAAAAUUAAUUCACGAUUUUUGUGAAGAGCUCUUAAACAUAGACUGUCAACACGUGAAGGUUUCUCCGAUAGAGUUCGAUAAAGAUGAAGAGACCAACAUGCACGUGAAUUUUAUUUACUCUUUUGCUAAUUUGAGGGCCAUAAAUUAUAAAAUUGAGACGUGCGAUAAAUUGAAGGCUAAAAUUGUUGCGGGGAAAAUUAUUCCCGCCUUGGCCACCACCACGUCAAUCAUUACCGGCUUGGUGGGAAUGGAACUACUAAAGUAUGUGAAUUAUUGUGGAUACCUGCAGAUGUAUGUGAAGGCAACAGAGGAGGAGAAGAAACAAAUGAAGGACCUACUGUCAUAUUUUAAAAACGCCUUUAUUAACACUGCUCUUCCGUUGAUCCUCUUCUCUGAACCCAUGCCACCAAUAAAGAUGCGCGACAAGGAGUAUGACGAACUUAUGAAGGGUCCCAUAAAGGCCAUCCCCAACGGAUUCACCUCCUGGGAUAAAAUAGAAAUACACAUAGUGAACGGAACUAUCAAGAACCUCAUCGACCACAUAAACGACCAGUACAACAUCGAAGUGAAUCUGAUCUCCGUGGGAAACGCCUGCCUGUAUAACUGUUACCUGCCGGCACACAACAAGGAGCGCCUCAACAAACCAAUCCAUACAAUCUACUCUGAGAUCACCAAACAGAAGCUGCUCGACGAUAAGAACUACAUCGUCGUGGAGGCCAGCUGUAGUGACCAGGACCUCGUGGAUGUCCUCAUACCAUCCAUUAAGUUUAUCUACAAGUGA